CGUUUACUCGCGAAUCUUCUCGCAAAUUUUUGUUUUGUUGUAUAUAAAUAUUUUUCCUGUCGUCUGUCGUCCGUGCAAACGUUCUAAAAAUUUGAAUUUCUGGACGAUCGCGUUUUGGAAAAAUGAAUCCACCGUUGACACCGUCCGUUGCUUUCUCUGAAGAUCUGUUGAUUUUCCGCGAGCUUGAAAAAGAGACGUUGAAAAUCGACCGCUCCAUUCUGCAACAGAAUGAAAAUUUGAAAAGGUUAGCCAAGACUAAAGAGAGAUUCGCUGCUAAAUUGGAGAAAGAGACCGUGAAAUUUGCCCAUUUGGAUACCCAGCUGAAGAACACCCUGGCGACCAACAAGUCCGUCAAGGACAAUCUGAAAGGCAAAAGGCAGUCGAGGCAGAUGCUGGAGGUACUGGUUGCCAAUUUGGAGAGGCAGCUGCAUUUGGAGAAAAAUGACAUGGAUAACAAAGUGAAAGGGUUCGAGCAGACGAAGAAGAAGUACGAGGACAUGUGGAAAAACUACGAAGUUGUCUACAAGAGCAUGCCUCAUGUGAAGGAUAAACUGAAAGCUGAAGAAGACCUGCGAGCCAUCGAGGCACUGAUUGAGAAGACUGCUAGGAAGAAUGAUAAGCUGGAUCAGAAAAUCAAAUCUCGUGAACAGCUUGCAGAUGACCAUUGGAGGAAAGUAGUUUUGCAGCUUGCAAAACACCACAAAAUUCAACGUUUGGCUGCCGAAAAGAUGGAGCUGAUCAGGUUGAAGGACAAAAUCAGGGAUGAAAUUCAAAUGAUGGAGAUUGAAAUUGAAAAAUAUGAAAUAAAAUUGAAAAAGGAUGAAACUAAGGAGAAAAGCAGUCAGUUCAAACUGAAGGGGUUGAUGGAAUCUCUUGCUAAGAAACCGGAACAAAUUCAGAUGUCUGAUGAAGUGCUCAUCGAAGAAUCUCAGGAAUAUCUAGAUGAGGAAGACCUAGAUGAUAUUGAUGAUAUGAGUGAUGAAAGCACUGAUUACGAUGAUUUGGAAAACAUCGUCAAUUUUGAGCAGGAAUUAGAGAUGGCUGACUUUGAAACUAGCAGCCCUAAAGUCACCAAGAAGUCCCCCAGCGCUGAAUUCAACAAUUUCAAAGUCCCAAAUUCAGUGCCAGCUGCCAUUGCUCCUACCCCUGUCAGGGAAGUUAUAUCUGAAGUUGUGUCUGAUGCUCCAACAACUGUGGAAAAUACCAAAGCUGCUCCAGAAUCCGAGCAGCGUCAAGAAGUGAUGCAAAUUGUUGAGGUUCCGAUGGAGAAAGUUGUACCUGUUGAGGAAAUAACUGAAGCCCCUGUUGCUACCAAUAAUCAGAUUACAAAGGAGCCAUUGGUUGCGCCGCCACCAAAUGAGGAGCCAUUGGUUGCGCCGCCUUCAAAUGAGGAGCCAUUGGUUGCGCCGCCACUAAAUGAGGAGCCGUCGACUGGCCUCUUUCCAUCUGACGUUGAGAUGACGGACGAAGUGAGCAGCCAGGUUACAGAAGCUCCUCAAGAUUUACAAAACGAGCAGCAGUCACUUGAGACAAUUGCUCCUGUAGUUGACGAUCUGCAGCUUCCUGAGGGUAUGCAUGAUAAGAAUUUAGAGCAGCAGACUCAGGACGAGCAGCUUUCGCAGGGCACAGAAAGCACAACUGACUCAGUCAUGAACUUGAUGGAUGACGAGAAGCGCAUGGAAUUCAUGAAACGCUUAAUGGCUACUCCUUCAGUACCAUUGGGAGAAGAGGACCCUACUGGAGUUGAAACUCAAUCAAGAAGUCUAAAAUCAAGUGGAACUUCUGACAAUGGAUACUUGCAGAAUUUCUUGAGUUUGUUGAAUGGGGACAAGAAUGCUGAAGCCUCAAGUGCUGCAACCCCAUCCAUUCCAGAAAAUCCUGCUCCGCAGCUGCAAGCGCCAGAACCAGUGCCCCUUGCCAAUAAGAAUGAUGAUGUUUUCCUCCGCCCUCCACCACCUCCUCCAAACCCAGCAGCUUUUGGUUCAUUUGGAAGUUUCUUUGAGUCGUCUGCUGGUGCCAGUGGAAUGUUUGCUGAUGCCUUCGGUGGCAACUCAGUGGACAAAAAUACUCAACCUUCUCAACAGCAAAACUCAGGAUUUGCUUUCAAUUUUGGUGACCAGAGCAGCAGCUCCACCUCAUCCUUCAUGAAUCUGUUUUAAUUUCAAUUACAAAUGGAAACGUAAGUAAGUUUUCAAAUAGGGAAAAUGACCUACCUCUUUAAUUUAUGAAAAUAGCCAUUUAAUAAAGAUAAGUAAAUAGAGAUUGAAUCAUGUUCAAUUUCAU
Neocloeon triangulifer is the source of this 2283-nucleotide messenger RNA. RefSeq lists its product as uncharacterized. The record is from RefSeq and is a predicted model, not a curated record. NCBI's taxonomy places the organism in Eukaryota, Metazoa, Arthropoda, Insecta, Ephemeroptera, Baetidae. The coding region runs from base 123 to 2159 and encodes 678 amino acids. The transcript is spliced from 14 exons.